Messenger RNA from Anopheles aquasalis, 503 nucleotides. RefSeq lists its product as uncharacterized. Gene Ontology annotation, molecular function: nucleic acid binding. Gene Ontology annotation, biological process: tRNA splicing, via endonucleolytic cleavage and ligation. Lineage: Eukaryota; Metazoa; Arthropoda; Insecta; Diptera; Culicidae. The record is from RefSeq and is a predicted model, not a curated record.
AUGGCCGGCGAUGAACUGCAGAAACUUCGAGCGCUCGGAUGUGAGGACGAAUCGCUCUGCUUCGCGGCUUACCGUGUCUUCAUUUAUCUGCAGCAAGAGAAAGGACUGACCGAUGUGCGGUACCAGUAUGCGGCCGAUUUACGCACGCUUUACCUGUCGGCCAAACGGGAGGCCACAGCACUAUCGGAGAUCUACCUACCAGUGUUAUCGACGGCGGAUCUCGACCUUGGUCAACUCGACCACUUCCGUAGCACCUUAAUAGUGCCCACGAGCGGCAACGGUGAGGAUGCUGUGGUUGCUGCUGACAGCCUAAUACUGGCCAUCUGUGAUCCUAGCUCGACGGUUCUGCUUUACCGGCUAACGAGCGGCAUAAAGAGCAUUAGCGGCAAGCUUCCCUCUCGUGGCCAACUGAUGCGACAAAGGCAACUACAGAAACCAUCAAAGACUGCGUCAGAAAAGUUAACUCCUAGCAACAGCUGACACGGACACGGGGAGGAGGUUGG